AUGGAUGUCUUCACGGGUCGCUACAAUUCCAAGCUGGCGGGCUUCUACUUCGGACCACUGCCUUUGGUGGUCACCAGUGACUAUGAAGCUGCCAAGGAGGCCUUCAACAACCCCAGUCUGCAGGGCCGCAUAUCCAACAUCGCCAUCAAGCAGAGGAUGCCGCAUGAGGACCUCGGCAUAAACUUCAGAGUGGGCCCAGAACUGAUGGAGCAGCGUCGCUUCACGCUGAGGUACCUGCGGGACUUUGGCUUCGGACGGCGCUCCGACCACCUGGAGUCGGAGAUCGAGGCUGAGAUGAUGGAACUGGUGGAGCUCAUCCGGGGAGAACGAAAGGAUGAGGCUGUGGUGCAACCACCAUCAGGAGGAGACGGGAGCCUGCACGUUCUACUGCCGGAUACUCUUUUCCCCGGCUUCAUCAACGGCUUCAUGCCGGUGGUGGCGGGCAGCCGGCUGCCACGGACAGCAGACGGGAUGUGCCGCUACCUGGGGCACGCAGGCCUGCAGACGGCCAGGGCUGGAGACGCCACAGGCGGUUUCCUCACGCUGCACUCCGCACUGGCCUCCAUCGCGCCCAAGAUGUCCGCCUACCACGACACGGUCGAGUCCGCCGAGAAGAUCCUGACCUACUUUCAUGGAACUGUAGUGGUGGCCAACUUAUGGAGCAUGCACAUGGCCAAUGGUGUGUGGGGAGACCCAGAGAAAUUCAGACCAGAGAGAUUCCUCAACAGCGAUGGAACUCUCUGCACCAGGGAUCUCACGUUACCUUACAGCACUGGAAAGCGGUUGUGCCCUGGGGAGACGUUCGCCAGACAGAACAUGUUCCUCAUGCUGGCAGCCCUUCUGCAGAGUUUCUCAGUUCGAGCUGACGGCCUGCCACCUCUGCACUGCAACAUCCCGGAGGCUAUCGAGACCCUGUCUGCCUUCUGGGCUCAGUUAGAGAUCCGGUAA
Molecule: messenger RNA, 948 nt
Organism: Schistocerca americana (American grasshopper)
Lineage: Eukaryota; Metazoa; Arthropoda; Insecta; Orthoptera; Acrididae
Product: probable cytochrome P450 304a1
Exons: 5
Coding region: 1-948 (315 amino acids)
Molecular function (GO): monooxygenase activity; iron ion binding; oxidoreductase activity, acting on paired donors, with incorporation or reduction of molecular oxygen
Source: RefSeq, a predicted model, not a curated record